AUGUCAGGGCUCGAACCUAUAGCAGCCCUAGGCCUUGCCUGCAAUAUUCUACAAGUCAUCGGCACUGGGCUCGAGACAGUGCGGGUUGCCAAGCAGGUGUACCAGAACGAUAAACUUGACCCCGCACUCACAGAGAGCGCCAGGAUUCUCGACGACCUCUCGAGCCGGAUCCGAUCAACCACAACAGUAGCAUCUACGGCGAAGCCUAAAGCGCAGGAAAAGCAGCUGUUCGACCUCGCCGAGAAGUGCCAACGCGCGUCGCGGGCCCUAUGCGAGGAGGUCAACUUCCUCAACGGCCAACCGACCAAAGCCAAGCUGUCUGGGUCGAUCAAGACCGCGUUGAAGACGAUGUGGAGAAAGAGGCGCCUGGAGACGCUGGACCAGCAGCUCAAGGAGGCAGAGAGCCUCCUACAGACGGGACUCCUCACCACAAUCUUCGAGCAAUCAAACAGUGAUCUAUCAUCCCUCGAUGCAGAUUUGAAGGCAUUCAUCGUCGAAUACCGUAAAGGGCACGCUGGGGCAACCGAUCUCAUGAGGAAGCACAUCCCCGCUGAAAUUGAGACGAAUCGGAAGGCUAUCGAGCUCCACGUCACGCAAACAGUGAGCGAGGCCGAGAGUUCUCUGAAAAGUCAUAUCGGCGUCGCUAUAGGAGGCGUAACGAGGCACGAGCAAGACGCUCAAAUACAGAACAAGAGAGACCGACUCCUCCGAAGCCUCAAGUUCGACCGCAUGAACGAACGGAGAAACCAAGUCACGUCCUCACACCAUAACACUUUCACAUGGAUGUUGCGGGAUGGGAGCGAAGUCGAGGGAAGCCAGAGGUCAACUGAAAUGUUCGACCAUGAGUCUGGUUCAAGUUGGCAAGAUGGCCGUGAUAAUUGGGAGCUGUCAUAUGCAAGAACCUCCUGGGACAGCUUCUCCGACUGGCUGAGAUCAACAGACUCGGUAUACUGGAUCAGUGGAAAGCCUGGUUCAGGGAAAACAACGCUCAUGAAAUACAUCCUCGGCCAGCCCCAGACGCAGACGUAUCUGGACCAAUGGAAGCCUGACGCAAUAAUUAUAUCUCACUUUUUCUGGCGACCUGGUACCGUUAUGCAGCAGAGCAUCAAGGGUCUCAUGUCUUCACUGCUCCACCAGUUGCUUCUCGGGGAACCAGGAGUUGUCGACCAAGUUCUUGGCAGCACCGCAGAUAUGCCCAGGAAAGAAUCGGAAACAGACUGGUCGCCCGAGGAACUUCGAGAAACUCUCCACUAUGUGAUCAGCCGCUAUCCGAGGCCUAUCGCUAUCUUUCUUGAUGGCCUCGAUGAGGUCCUUCCUAGAGAUGGCGUACUACGGUUGCUCAACAUUAUUGAUCAGCUGAGGCAGCCAUGUGGAGACACCGGGAAGAUCAAACUUUGCCUUGGUUCACGCCCAGAGACGCUCCUUUACAAACACUUGUGUGGUUAUCCGCAGCUUCGUCUUGAGCAACUCAACCGUGUGGAUCUUUGGCAGUACGGCAAUGACCAUGUCAUAAUUCCGUCUGACUAUCGCAUUGUCAUUCCCUACAAUCACGGAAUGUACUACCCAGCCGUGAACUACCCCCGAGAAAAACCACCAAGUCGGGAUGAGUUCAGAGAGUGGCUUGUGUGGACCCUCGUGACCAAGGCUGAGGGAGUCUUCCUUUGGUUGUGCCUCACUGUCACAACGAUCGCAAAAGCACUCAAUCAGGAUGAAACAUUUGAGGACUUGGAGGCUCGAAUUCAAAGCCUGCCCAGUGAUCUGGCAGACUUGUACGCAGAUAUGUGGAAUAGGAUGAACGAUGAUGGUAGUCAUCUCAGAGUCCGCGCAGCUUCGUACCUUCAACUGGCACUUGCUAACACAGGCUAUGGCCCUGAAUGGCCUCUCAACCUCUUCACCAUGAUGGUGUCAACAACUCCCGAAAAGGCCGGAAUUCUUCUCCGGCCAGACCCAUCCCAACGAACAUCGAAGCUCUUUGAGCUCAUUUCUCUCUUUAUCACGAAUGGGGCGGACCCUCACGAGGAGAUACACGUUGCCAUUGAGGCCAAGGCCGGGCGUAUAGAAUUUAAGGACCUAUGGCCUGAGGGCUACAGAUGGGAAACAGAGGAAAGCCCCGAGGGUUCACCGACAGAAUCUGGGCACAUUCUUAUCAUCCUCGCCUACCCGGCCUCUGCACUACUAGCCAACAUUCUCCAGAUCUGGAAGGUUGCAGAUCAUUCUCAGGUGGGCUGGGUCCCCAAAAUAUGCGAGUUGCCGGGGAGCGGCGUCGGAAAGGGCCGUCCAAUUUCCGUUGUCGAAAUGGGGGACGUUUACAAAAGGCGGGUAAUGGGUCGCACCCCACCACUGUUUCUGUCAACGGGGAUUUUCAAUAUGAGACACGAAGCCGGCAUGGAAAAGCAUUUCCUAGGCCUCAUACGCCUCGUAGAAGAGAGUCUGCAAGGCGUCGUUGCGGAGGGAAAGAAGCAUUUUAACGAGUACUCUGGGGGUUGCCUUUCUCAUGUCUCCGUCCCCUUGGAGGUUCAAGCAGAGAUGGAGGCCGGUCUUCAAAGACUGAGAUCCACCAAUGUGCCAGUGAAGGAAAGACGCAAGGAGCUCCGGACGAGAUUGGGCGUGAUCACACCACUGGAGGAGCCGGAGUGGCAAAACCUGACCUUCACUGUUAAUUCUUCGCAACUUGUGUCACGUACGCCUCCAAGUGAAGACGGUUCGAGCAAGGAGGGGAAGGAGGACGAAUAA
Molecule: messenger RNA, 2733 nt
Organism: Diaporthe citri
Lineage: Eukaryota; Fungi; Ascomycota; Sordariomycetes; Diaporthales; Diaporthaceae
Exons: 3
Coding region: 1-2733 (910 amino acids)
Source: RefSeq, a predicted model, not a curated record